CAUAAAUUCGUAUAUUGGAAGAAUUUGAUACGAGUUUUCUAAUACAUAACAACACUUCAUAAAAUUAUAAAUUGUGGAGAUGCGUCUAAUCAUUUUGAAAAAAAAAAUGAUUCAAAUAUCGAAAUCGAAUUCAAAGUUUCGAUACAUAAGUUAACGAAGGUAUUUUCUAAAGAAAAGAAUAUGAAACAUACUUUAUAAUAUUCUUAAAUAGGUAUAAUUAGUCAAAUAAGAAUUAUAUCAAGCCGUGAUGCAAACGUGGCGCCAUCUUUCUCUGCAAAAUGAUCGCCGCUGUAAUAUUUUUACGUUGACUUUAAUAUUGAGGUUAGAAUACGUGUAUUUCAUAUUUUUUUUGUGCAGAUGCGACACGUCAAAAUGUAAAUAACACAGAAAUAUCAAAUGUAAAAUAUUAUGCUGUUUUAUUUAAUUGAAAUUUGGAUGCGUAGUAAAUAUGGUGAUAAACGUAACGCUAAAGGUUAGUCGCGUAGAUGCAUAUUGAUACAUAGUUUGUGAAUAUUAAUUUGUAUAACGAAUAAAAAUGUUAAGACGAAGACACGUUAAUGUUAAAACAGUUAAGGAACUGGACGCGUUCCCAAAAGUUCCUGAAUUAUAUGUCGAUAAAACUGCGGUUGGGGGAACAUUUUCUAUUUUUACAAUUCUUAUUAUUGCAUAUUUGGUAAUAGCUGAAACAAGUUACUAUCUUGAUAGUAGAUUACAAUUCAAAUUUGAGCCAGAUACUGAAAUAGAUGCAAAACUACAAAUUAACAUCGAUGUAACAGUGGCAAUGCCAUGUGGUAGUAUUGGUGCUGAUGUUUUAGAUUCGACAAAUCAGAAUAUGAUGGGUUUUGAUUCCUUAGAGGAGGAAGAUACAUGGUGGGAAUUAACACCAGAGCAAAGGGCACAUUUUGAUGCUCUGAAACAUAUGAAUUCGUAUUUAAGGGAAGAGUAUCAUGCUAUUCAUGAAUUGCUUUGGAAAUCUAAUCAAAUUACUCUUCACAGUGAGAUGCCAAAACGAUUGUACAAACCAGAUUAUCCACCGAAUGCCUGUCGUGUUCAUGGUAGUUUAAAUGUUAAUAAAGUAGCAGGUAACUUUCACAUAACUGCGGGGAAAUCAUUGGCUGUGCCACAUGGUCAUAUACAUAUUUCUGCAUUUAUGACUGAUCGAGAUUAUAACUUCACUCACAGAAUCAAUAGAUUUUCUUUUGGUGGCCCUAGUCCAGGUAUUGUACAUCCCCUUGAAGGUGAUGAGAAGAUUACAGAUAAUAAUAUGAUGCUUUAUCAAUACUUCGUUGAGGUAGUUCCUACAGAUAUCAGGACUUUGUUAAGCACAUCUAAGACCUAUCAAUACAGUGUUAAAGAUCAUCAAAGACCAAUUGAUCACCAUAAGGGAUCUCAUGGAAUACCAGGAAUUUUCUUCAAAUAUGAUAUGAGUGCACUUAAAAUUAAAGUAACGCAGGAACGUGAUACUAUUUUUCAGUUUUUAGUAAAAUUAUGUGCUACUGUGGGUGGUAUUUUUGUCACAAGUGGAUUGAUUAAAAACGUUGUACAAAGCUUCUGGUGUAUUGUAAGUUGUAAAUUUCUAAAUCUAAACAUAAAGUCGACAGAUAAUCGUGGAUUAUCCGUCCCACAUUCCACAAGUUAUCGGACGCCUAAUACUAUAAAUUUACUUGAUGUUACAGCUCCUCAAAGUAUUGAUAUUAUGCAGCCUCAAUAAAAAUUUAUACUAUCUA
Pogonomyrmex barbatus (red harvester ant) is the source of this 1727-nucleotide messenger RNA. RefSeq names its product endoplasmic reticulum-Golgi intermediate compartment protein 2. Gene Ontology annotation, cellular component: endoplasmic reticulum; COPII-coated ER to Golgi transport vesicle; membrane. NCBI's taxonomy places the organism in Eukaryota, Metazoa, Arthropoda, Insecta, Hymenoptera, Formicidae. The record is from RefSeq and is a predicted model, not a curated record. Gene Ontology annotation, biological process: retrograde vesicle-mediated transport, Golgi to endoplasmic reticulum; endoplasmic reticulum to Golgi vesicle-mediated transport.